Vigna umbellata (rice bean) is the source of this 1096-nucleotide messenger RNA. RefSeq names its product DET1 complexing ubiquitin ligase. Gene Ontology annotation, biological process: positive regulation of proteasomal ubiquitin-dependent protein catabolic process. NCBI's taxonomy places the organism in Eukaryota, Viridiplantae, Streptophyta, Magnoliopsida, Fabales, Fabaceae. The record is from RefSeq and is a predicted model, not a curated record. Gene Ontology annotation, cellular component: Cul4-RING E3 ubiquitin ligase complex.
AAUGAUCAGUCGUUAAUGGUGGCUGCAAUUUUCAGCUUUUCAUUUUGCCCACCUUACCCUUUUCUUUCACUUCUCCAACCAUAACAUAACUUUACCACAUUCACCAUAGAUCUGAAAUCCCUAUUCAGAAUUUCAUAGGUUUACCAGCCACAAAUAUAAUCCUGUGCCAAGCGGGAAUGAAUAAUUGGGUUUAGAGUUAGGACAGGUGGUGUGGAGUGGUGUGGUGUCCUUUGCAAUGAGUGCACAAAUGUGAAGUGAAGUUCAGUCCACAACAGCUGUUUCUCGAGUGGGAAUUUGUGUUGUGUGUGUCAUUGCCUUCCUCAUCCAUUUUCUUUUUUUUCACGCCUUAAUCUCUCUGAAAUUUGUAGCAGCAACCAUCACUCUAUGGAGUCUGUACUGGGUAAUUGGCCAUCCUAUGACCCUCACAACUUCAGUCAGCUUCGACCUUCCGAUCCUUCAAGUUCUUCUAAAAUGGCACCGGCCACUUACCAUCCUACUCACAGCAGAACCCUUCCACCACCUGAUCAAGUGAUAAGUACUGAGGCCAAAAUUAUCCUACUGAGACAUAUCUAUCAGCAUGCUGAGGAGAAGUUGAAACCAAAAAGAGCAGCAUCUGAUAACCUUUUACCAGAGCAUGGAUGCAAGCAACCUAGAGUUUCCAGCUGAAACAUGUCAUUGACCAUCUGUUGCAUGUGAUUUGAAAGAAAUGAUGCUAUAGAGGUGACAACCGAUUCUCCACAUUAGUUCUCAGGAAGAGAUUCGUGCUUUAAUUGAGGACUUUCAAAAUGCAUCUCAGUCUUUUCGACUCAGGAGUUUGCUUGUGCCGUAUUUUUCAUUGUAUAACUUUUUAGAUGAAUAAGCAAUUAUUGUCAUUCAUCAUUGAUAAAAAUGAAUGAGUACUCUAUAGUACAAAUUAAUGGUUUUGAAUUUGUUUUGAUGACUUUGAAGUUGAUAUUAAGAAAAGAGAAGAGAACGGGUACACACCCCAUUUGUUGUAUUCCAUUUAUUUAUACUUUAUUAUACAGCUUGUAAUGCUGGUUAAUCUGCUAUCGCAAGUGCACUUUUUAUAUCAAGAAAGACUGGAUGAGUCAUCUAU